ACUUUUGAAAGGAUGUGAUUUCCGCCUUGGUCUAAAGUUAUUCUUCCGGUGACAAAGGUCAGCUUCGUGGUUGCGCGAAGGGGCAAGGAGCCACAGAACUUGACGGAGCAACGACCCAAAAUCAUGUCCCACACCAUCCUAUUGGUGCAGCCCACUAAGAGGCCGGAGGGAAGGACGUAUGCCGACUAUGAAUCCGUGAAUGAGUGUAUGGAAGGCGUAUGUAAGAUGUAUGAGGAGCACCUGAAGAGAAUGAACCCCAACAGUCCUUCAAUAACAUACGACAUCAGCCAGCUGUUUGACUUCAUCGAUGACCUGGCAGACCUCAGCUGUUUGGUGUAUCGUGCUGACACGCAGACGUACCAACCGUACAACAAAGACUGGAUCAAAGAGAAGAUCUACGUUCUGCUUCGCCGUCAGGCCCAGCAGGCGGGGAAAUGAAGCCGCUGCAGCCUGCGGUGCAUGAGGGCCGGGUGGUGGAGGGAGGACCUGGUUAUGGAAUGGACAAGGGCUGAACCAUGUUAUGGAGGCCAAGUGUUUCCUCUUUGUACGUUUUCAAGAAAAGUUUCCUUUGUUACUUGUUUUCUAUGAUGGGAUGGGGUUGUUUUUUUUUGUAAUAACGUUGUCCACUAAUAAAGGUUUGGCUUUGCUUUAAA
Lampris incognitus (smalleye Pacific opah) is the source of this 653-nucleotide messenger RNA. Its product is annotated as enhancer of rudimentary homolog. The record is from RefSeq and is a predicted model, not a curated record. The transcript is spliced from 4 exons. Lineage: Eukaryota; Metazoa; Chordata; Actinopteri; Lampriformes; Lampridae. Bases 124 to 438 code for a protein of 104 amino acids.